Molecule: messenger RNA, 1409 nt
Organism: Heteronotia binoei (common prickly gecko)
Lineage: Eukaryota; Metazoa; Chordata; Lepidosauria; Squamata; Gekkonidae
Gene: PTN
Product: pleiotrophin
Exons: 5
Coding region: 315-812 (165 amino acids)
Molecular function (GO): growth factor activity
Source: RefSeq, a predicted model, not a curated record
CUCACUCCCAGUCCGCUCUCUCGAGUCCAAGCGAAGCUCAGGUUCCCCGCUCGGGUAUAAAACCUUCGGCGAGGAGACCCGAAGCGAAGAGGGCAAGCGGAGAAGACGGCGAGGCACCUUGGGAGGAGACGGCAGGAGGGGGGAAAGGAGCCGAAAGCAAACGGAGAGAGGGAAAGAAGGACGCGGAGACGCACCACCCCGCCCAAGCAGAAAGGGAAGCCUUGCGAAGCCCGAAGGUGUGCGAAGCCCGCGACGCACCACGGAGAGCCGAAGUCCCUUGCAACUGAGACGGGAGAUUGGACUGCAACUCCAAAAUGCAGAAACAGCAAGAACGAUGUCAGAUAUUUACAGUUGUCCUCUUCACAUUUAUUGUUCUGCUAGCAGCUGUGAGCACUACUGAGGCUGGCAAAAAAGAAAAACCAGAGAAGAAGGUGAAGAAGUCUGACUGUGGGGAAUGGCAGUGGAGUGUAUGUGUUCCCACUAGUGGAGACUGUGGGCUGGGGACCCGCGAGGGAACUCGCAGUGGAGUUGAUUGCAAACAAACAAUGAAGACCCAAAGGUGUAAGAUCCCCUGCAACUGGAAGAAGCAGUUUGGAGCGGAGUGUAAAUACCAGUUCCAGGCAUGGGGAGAGUGUGACCUGAACACUGCUUUGAAGACUCGAACCGGGAACCUGAAACGAGCUUUACACAAUGCAGACUGCCAGAAAACUGUCACCAUCUCCAAGCCCUGUGGAAAGCUGACCAAACCCAAACCUCAAGAACCCAAGAAAAAGAAAAAAGAAGGCAAGAAACAAGAGAAGACACUGGAAUAAGGAAGCUGUACUGUGCUGCGUGGGAAAGGGACUUCCUCGAAUGUAAUCAGUUAACAACUUUCAUUGACCCCCUAGGCAAUUUAUGCAGGCAUUAUUUAUAGCUUAAUUGUACAAUAGGAAGGGGGGGGGACAUACAAAUAUGCCCUCUUUUUCUUUUUUUAUUUUUUACACUAGGAUUUUAAAGGUAUAAUCUUAACCGCAUUUGUAGAAAUCUGCAACGAAGGGCAGUAAUGUCAUUUAGUAGUUGAUGAUGACUGUGUAUAUGGAAAAGUGUAGAUUCAUUGUGAACUUCCCCUUUCCCUCUCUGAGUUGGAUCUUCAAGCCUGGCUCCACACAUUCAGGGCAGGAUUUAUGACCCUUGUGAACCUCCCGAGACCUGCCCUGUAGAGGUUCUAUGAUGUCAUAAUGGGCUGUCCAGAGUGCUGAGGCUCUGGCCACUUUGUGUAAAACAGAUUGAUUUUUUUUUCAUUUGCAGGGAGGGGAACUGUUAAGUUUUAUAAUAGCAAGAGUGGGUCUCUGUCCCCAGAUUGUACCUGCACUGAAAUCACUAACUUGGUUGUAAUUUACACCUUUUAAUAAAACAAUUUAAGGACUUAA